GCCAAAUCGCUUAAUAGAAGACCUAUAAUAAUCUUUCCCUCCCUCCUUGUCUUUCCCUUUCUCUCCCUCUCUCAGUCUCUCUCUCUUUCUGUAAUCAGCAGCUAAUCAAUGGCCGCAUCUCAAGCCAGUCUCCUCCUCCAAAAGCAGCUCAAAGAUCUCUGUAAGAAACCAGUUGAUGGAUUCUCAGCGGGUUUGGUCGAUGAGAACAAUGUAUUUGAAUGGAGUGUUUCAAUUAUGGGACCCCCUGAUACCUUAUACGAAGGGGGAUUCUUCAGUGCCAUCAUGAGCUUUCCACAGAACUACCCCCUCAGUCCUCCAACAGUGAGGUUCACUACAGAGGUGUGGCAUCCAAAUGUUUACCCUGAUGGAAAGGUAUGCAUAUCAAUUCUUCAUCCACCUGGUGAUGACCCAAAUGGCUAUGAGCUUGCAACUGAGCGAUGGAGUCCAGUCCAUACCCCAUUUUGCAGUUCUGAAUUACUGAUUGUUUCGUGGAUGAGGAUGAGUGACAGAAGAGAUAUGCAUAUGUGCAUCUUGUUGAUGGGCAAUUGUAAGGACAGAAAACUUGAAAUCACUGCAGGACUGAAAUGCAUAUCACCUUAUGAGAGAGGGCUUGGGGUUGGGGUUCCUUAAUAUUGUAUACCCAUCAUGUGUAUCAGAAAAAAAAAGCAGCCAAUUUGUAAUGGAAAUGAAAAAUGGUAGUGACUUUGAUUUGGUACAAAUGAAAGAUUCUUUUCACUUGCAUUGAAGUCAGAAAAGAAUUUCAUCAAGCGGCACGGGUGAAGAGUCACAUUCUCGUCUUGCACCAGAUAUGUCGAUGGUGUAUAUCUUCCUCCACUAUGAUGUGAUUUCACCACUAUACUAGAAAGCUGACUACCAAAGAAGGUUCCAACUAGCAUAAUUUUACAAAGUACUUGUAUGCAAAAAACGGUAACUGCCAAAGGAAUACAUCACAUGUUGUCUGCAUGAGAAAUUCAAGAAGGGUAGAAAUUUUUCAUACAAUACGUUAGAUUAAUAUUGCAUAUUCCAUAUUAUUUUGUUGAUUUAUGACUUUGGCCUGAUCCUGACUCCUUUUUUUUUUUUGUUAAAUCAACAUAUAUGUUUUCUUUUAGAUCUUUUUGUAAUGCUUGUUUGGUCAAUUGACCUCAUUACCUAUUGCUUUUCACUGUCCUGUUACUAAAUCCAGUUAAUUUUACGUGAUUGUAAUUUGCAGGUUGAAAGCAUUGUUUUGAGCAUUAUAUCCAUGCUUUCUAGUCCCAACGAUGAGUCUCCUGCCAAUGUUGAUGCUGCG
Messenger RNA from Manihot esculenta (cassava), 1288 nucleotides. Its product is annotated as ubiquitin-conjugating enzyme E2 14. Gene Ontology annotation, biological process: ubiquitin-dependent protein catabolic process; protein polyubiquitination. The record is from RefSeq and is a predicted model, not a curated record. Gene Ontology annotation, molecular function: ubiquitin conjugating enzyme activity. The transcript has 6 exons. NCBI's taxonomy places the organism in Eukaryota, Viridiplantae, Streptophyta, Magnoliopsida, Malpighiales, Euphorbiaceae. Bases 109 to 630 code for a protein of 173 amino acids.